GAAAAUGGCUGAUAAUGUGGAUUCAAGUACUGAUUUGCAAGGAUUGAAGGUGUUCCAGUGCUUGGGACAAAGUUACCACCCACUGGAUUGAUACUGAGAAUUUAACCACAGUCAGUUUACAUUUAUAUUCCAAGUACACAAUGCAAUAUCUAGUGGAUCUGAAGUAAUAAAGAAACAGUAAUGUUGCAGAUUUGAAAAAGGAGCUGAAAUCUAGAGGGUUAACUACUACUGGCAACAAAAAUGAACUAAUUGAGAGACUGCAGAAAGCUAUGCACUUACCAAAAGAGCAAGUUGAGGCAACUGAGGAUGCAGAUGAAGAUGACGUUCUUGAUGAUGAUCAUUUGUUGGGUGAUGAAAUUAAAUCGACAGAUGUUAAUGAGACCGUGAAUGAGGAAGAAAUUUUGGGAACCUUACCACAGCAAGAAACAGAAAUCACAGCUAAACCUACUGUUAAAGUAAAACCAAGCCAUAUCACUCUUUCUCAGCAACAGUUGACCAAAACGUGUGCUUCCAAGUCACCCUCAAUUAUGGGUAAAGUUUCUGGGGUUACCAAAAUUACACGUCCUGUGAUACAACAAUCACUCACUUCAGAAAAACCCACGAAGGACACUAUUACCACAGAAGAAAAUAACUCUACAGAUAAGAAUGUAGUCCUCACUUCUAUAAAAAAUUUGACCCCAGAAAAGAAAAACUCCAUAAGCGUGAACAAAUUUAAUACAUUAGAUAGUGCCAACAAACUGCAGGCAAGAGCUGAAAGAUUUGGACUACCCAAUAAGAGCUCUGUCACAACUACAGGAAGUUUAAAACCAACAGCUUUAUCAGGUUUAGUGUUAAACCCGUAGUAGAUCUUGAAAAACUUAGGAAGAGGUCAGAAAGAUUUGGUCAGUCAGUAUCAGCAGCAGUGAAACAAAUUGAAGAAAGAGAAAAGGUACUGAAAA
Molecule: messenger RNA, 938 nt
Organism: Limulus polyphemus (Atlantic horseshoe crab)
Lineage: Eukaryota; Metazoa; Arthropoda; Merostomata; Xiphosura; Limulidae
Exons: 8
Coding region: 270-842 (190 amino acids)
Biological process (GO): poly(A)+ mRNA export from nucleus
Cellular component (GO): nucleus
Source: RefSeq, a predicted model, not a curated record